CGAACAACUACCUUUGGGCAUCCAAUAGACAAAUUACUCUAUCAUGCCAGCUCCAGAGAACUCCACUGAACGAUCUCGGUCGGACAGUAUCGAAACCAUCCGUGACGAUAGUGUUGAUCACGACGGGGAUAGCACGGCGAGCAUUCGGACUGGUCAACCUCCCUCGUCGACUCUCAGUAAAAAAGGACCUCCGAGCACCAAAAUCAGCUACAGGGUUACCAAGCAGGUCGCCAGAGAGAAGCGAGCCGAGCUGGAAAAACUGCUUGCGAAGUUGAAGCAGGCCAAGGCUGAUGGCUCGAUAGAAUUCGCUUCUUUCACCUUCGAAUCAGGCGCUGACGACGAUCAUACUUGUGGUUCCUCCGUUGUCACCGAACGAGAGGGAAAGCCUUCCGGCCCCGGUGUCGGCAAGGAGACUGGUUACGCUCGCACCUAUCUGACUUUCGACGCCCACAAACAGCGAUUGGAAGAUGCGGCUCGAAAGCGAGAAUUCGAAGAUGGGGAAUUAUACUUCUCGGAUCACGGGAUCGAGCUGUUUUAUCCGAGUGAGGGGAAACUUGCAUGGCUCCUGACACUCAGCCAAGCGGAUCAGAACAAAGAUUGGGCUUCCAGGUUCGCAUUCGCUAAAGAGGCGAUGAGGAAGAACUUGCCGAAAGUGCUAGCAAGCGACAGAGUGAUGCAUGGAUGUGAUAAUGUAUACUACAGUACUGACGGAAUCAGAGAGAUGAUUGGAGAGAAAUAUACGAAGAUCUGUGAUAUCCACAUCGAUUUCCUGAUCAUCAACCUACUCAAGGAGGUCUACAAAGGGUUCGGCAUGCGAACGCUUCCGAUUUUCACCGAUCCAAAUGGCCAGCUCAGAUGUAGCAACGACAGAGAGACCCAAUAUCGAGACUGGUGA
This is a messenger RNA of Filobasidium floriforme, 895 nucleotides long. RefSeq lists its product as uncharacterized. The transcript has 2 exons. The record is from RefSeq and is a predicted model, not a curated record. Bases 44 to 895 code for a protein of 283 amino acids. NCBI's taxonomy places the organism in Eukaryota, Fungi, Basidiomycota, Tremellomycetes, Filobasidiales, Filobasidiaceae.